AUGCUGUACUGCACGGUGUGUGCGUCGGAGGAGAGUGAAUCCUCAUGUCCUGAAGCGCACAUACCCCCCUCUCCCCCUACUCUCUCCCCUCUUCCCCCACUCCCCCCCCUUACCCAGGUGCUGUACUGCACGGUGUGCGCUUCGGAGGAGGAGAGCGAGCCCUCGGACUUCGUGCCGCUCUCCGUGAGCUACCAGGAGAGGUUCAGCGCUGGGGGGCGCACCAGCGGAGGCUACUUCAAAAGGGAAGGUCGGCCUAAAGACCACGAGAUCUUGGUGUCUCGUCUCAUAGACCGCCCGCUGCGUCCCAUGGUGGCCAAGGGAUUCAACCACGAAGUGCAGGUCCUCUCGUGGCUGUUCAGCUACGAUGGGGAGCACAGCCCCGACGCCCUUGCCAUCACCGCUGCUGGCGCUGCCCUGGCUGUGUCGGACAUCCCCCUGGCGGGCAUAGUGGCGGGGGUGCGCGUGGGCAUGGUGAAUGGCGCUCUGGUCGUCAACCCCACCAACCAGCAGCUGGAAGGAUCGCCUCUAGACCUGGUGGUGGCUGGCACCACCGACUCGGUGCUGAUGAUCGAGGGCUACUGCAAUCUCCUGUCAGAAGAGCAGCUGCUGGAGGCCGUUGCAGCAGGGCAGCAAGCCAUUAGUGCCAUCUGCCACAGCCUACACAAGUGGACGCAGGAGACCGAGGGAGUGGCAAAGCCCAAGCUCACAGCUGCCAUCCACGCCCCACCGGCGGACCUGCUGGGUCGGCUGGAGGGACUGGUGGGGGCGGAUUUGGAGGCUGCGCUGAGGAUUGAGGGGAAGAAGCAGCGGGGAGUGGCGAUCAAGGCGGUAGAGGAGAAGGUGCUGGGGGCGCUCACUGAGGCGGGGCAGGCUGCAACCAGGCAGGCGGCGAAGGAGGAGGAUGAGGAAGCAGAGCUGGCAGAAGAGGAAGGGCUGGUGGUGCCGCCAGGGGAUGUGGACGAGGGGGAGGUGCAUGUGAAAGGCACAGGGACGGGGGUGGGAAAGGGCGUAAGGAAGGGGAAGGGGAGGGCGGUUGUGGUGGAGGUGGCUUAUGACCCACUGGAUGUGAAGAAGCAGCUCAAGGAGCUGACGUCACGUAUCAUGAGGCGUAUCAUUGUCACCGUGAGUGCUGAAAUGUGGCAAAAGCGGUGGCAUAUGACACUGUGGAAUGUGGAUGUGAAGAAGCAGCUCAAGGAGCUGACGUCUCGGAUCAUGCGACGCAUCAUCGUCACCGUGAGUGCUGAGGGCAUGAUGAAAUCGAGGGACGUCGCAGCGAUGGGCGGGGUUUCAGUGACGAGGGUCGUCGCAGCGAUGGGCGGGGAACCAGUGACGUGCGCCCCAUCGAGUCCGCCUGUGGCGUUCUGCCACGCCCUGGCAGUGACGACACUGGGAGGGGAGGACAGCGCACAGCGAUUGGACCAUCUCACUGCCACGUCAGAGCUCAAGCGGUUCUACCUGCAGUACACCUUCCCACCUUCUUCAGUCGGCGAAACCGGCCGUGCGGGGUUCACGAGCCGCAGGGAGGUGGGACACGGGGCUUUAGCCGAGCGAUCGCUGGAGCCGGUGUUGCCAGAUGCAGCAGGCUUCCCCUACACUGUUCGGGUGGAAUCCACCAUCACAGAGAGCAACGGCUCCUCCAGCAUGGCGUCUGUGUGUGGCGGCUGCCUGGCGAUGCUGGACGCGGGGGUGCCGCUCCGCGCCCCAGUAGCUGGAGUAGCAAUGGGGCUCAUUCUGCACACGGAGCAGGCAGGAGGGGACGGCACUCCGGUCAUACUCACGGACAUCCUGGGGUCAGAGGAUGCGCUGGGGGACAUGGACUUCAAGGUGGCGGGCAGUGCCAAGGGAGUCACAGCGUUUCAGAUGGACAUCAAAGUUCAAGGGAUUACCAUUGAUGUGAUGCGGGUUGCGCUCGAGAGGGCCAAGCAGGGGCGGCUCCACAUACUGGGCGAGAUGGCGAAAGCUCAUCCUCCCCCGUCGAACUGCCUCUCGCUAUACGCUCCCCGAUGCGAAUCCAUCCAGGUUGACCCAGAGAAGGUGAAUCUCAUUAUUGGCAGCGGUGGCAAGACCAUAAAGAGUAUAAUCGAAGAGUCGGGAGUUGACUCAAUCAACAUCGAGGAUGGGGGACAGCUGCGCAUAUAUGCGCGGUCAGAGGCGGCACUGGAACUGGCGAGGGCGCGCAUAGAGGGGCUCACCAUGGUGCCGGAAGUGGGGCAGAUCUACCGUGACUGUGUGGUGAAGACUGUCGUUCCUUACGGGGCUUUUGUGGAGCUCAAACCAGGGAAAGAGGCCCUCAUUCACGUCAGUGAACUCUCCACCGUGCGACUCAACAAGCCGGAGGAUUUUGUGGCAGUCGGGGAUACUCUCGACGUCAAAAUUCUUGAGAUCAAUGCAAGAGGUCAGCUGCGAUUGAGUCACAAGGCAGUGCUUCUAGAGGAGGGCAGGGAGCCCGUACCCACUAGUAACGCAUCCUCUACAAGCACAGCAACCCCUAAUGGCUCGAGCGGGGAAAAUAGAAAUGUGGCGGGAGCUGGGAAAGGUGGGUAUGCCCCUCCUAAGUUUGUGAAGCCUAAUGCUCCUGCGUCCCCUUCACCCUUGGUGCCUAAGCCAAGGGGUAGGUGA
This is a messenger RNA of Closterium sp. Naga37s-1, 2619 nucleotides long. Lineage: Eukaryota; Viridiplantae; Streptophyta; Zygnematophyceae; Desmidiales; Closteriaceae. The record is from the annotation of a GenBank genome assembly.